AACUUCUAAUGCAAUCCUAUAUAAGCGAUCUUGAUUAAAAAAAUAUCAUUUUUUCUACAAUGGCUUUUCUGAAUAUACGAUUAUGUUUAUUCUGUUUUGUUUUUAUUAUAUUUUUGUGUUUCGAUAGCGGUUAUGCUAUGACGAGGCAGCAGCUGAAGAACUCAGGGAAAUUAAUGAAGAAGUCUUGCAUGCCAAAGAAUGAUGUGACUGAAGAGGAAAUAGGAGAGAUAGAACAAGGAAAGUUCAUAGAGGAUCGCCGAGUGAUGUGCUAUAUCGCAUGUGUCUACAGUAUGACACAAGUGAUAAAAAACAACAAGCUGAUCUACGAGGCGAUGUUGAAGCAGAUAGACAUGAUGUUUCCUCCAGAGCUGAAGGAGCCGGUUCGAGCUGCCGCCACGCACUGCAAGGACAUCUCUAAAAAGUAUAAAGACGUAUGUGAAGCAUCAUACUGGACGGCCAAGUGCAUGUACGAUUUUGAUUCAAAGUCAUUCGUGUUUCCAUAAAUAAUUAAAAAUUCCAGACUGUAUCACCGCUCGCUGAUCUGAUAGACUAAUGUAAAUUAUAGCGUAUAUGUAGCAUUAGAAAUUGCGUUUCAAAAGUCUCGGAUAUAGGGCUAACUGGCCAAUCACAACUCAAAUCAAAGGCAAGUUAUCUGGCAGUUAGUUUUAUGUGUCAGAUAACAAUACAAUAUUUUAUUAGAAAGUGGUGAAACAGGUAAUAAAUUAUGAAAAUUUUAAUUUGUGAAAAUUGGUUGUAAUAGAUUUUGUUUACGUCCAAA
Molecule: messenger RNA, 778 nt
Organism: Plodia interpunctella (Indianmeal moth)
Lineage: Eukaryota; Metazoa; Arthropoda; Insecta; Lepidoptera; Pyralidae
Product: general odorant-binding protein 19a
Exons: 5
Coding region: 60-503 (147 amino acids)
Biological process (GO): sensory perception of smell; olfactory behavior
Cellular component (GO): extracellular region
Molecular function (GO): odorant binding; dibutyl phthalate binding
Source: RefSeq, a predicted model, not a curated record